AUGGCAGACGAGGGAAACGGAAUCAUUCGCCUUCGCAGCAGCGAUGGCAAGGUUUUUGAGCUCACUGAGAGUGCUGCUGAAAUCUCCGAGUUGCUCAAGGAUAGUCCUCGUGAAGAGGACGACGAAGUUACCGAAAUCGAUAUUGUGAGAGUCGCUUCUCCGUGCUUGGAGAAAGUUGUUGAAUUUAUGAAGCAUUACGAUGAGGAGAAAAUGAAGGAAAUCCCGACUCCAUUGGGUGGUUCUACUUUCAACGAGGUGAUGGAUCAGCCUUGGUAUCAAGACUUUGUUUCUGACGAAAAAAUGAACCGCGAUAUGCUUUUCAACAUGCUUAGCGCAGCCAAUUUCCUUGGUAUCAAGCCUUUGCUUGAUUUGACUUGUCUCAAGGUUACCUUCCAGAUCACUGGAAAGAAUGCUGAAGAGAUCCGAGAGCUUUUACGCCUUCCAGAAUUGACCCCAGAGGAGGAGGCCAAGGCCCGGGAAGAGCACAGCUGGAUUUUUGAGGAGGCUUAA
This is a messenger RNA of Cylindrotheca closterium, 510 nucleotides long. Lineage: Eukaryota; Bacillariophyta; Bacillariophyceae; Bacillariales; Bacillariaceae. The record is from the annotation of a GenBank genome assembly.